Onychostruthus taczanowskii (white-rumped snowfinch) is the source of this 5632-nucleotide messenger RNA. It is a transcript of the gene RELCH, whose product is annotated as RAB11 binding and LisH domain, coiled-coil and HEAT repeat containing. The record is from RefSeq and is a predicted model, not a curated record. The coding region runs from base 230 to 3850 and encodes 1206 amino acids. The transcript is spliced from 29 exons. Gene Ontology annotation, biological process: intracellular cholesterol transport. Gene Ontology annotation, cellular component: trans-Golgi network; recycling endosome. Gene Ontology annotation, molecular function: protein binding. NCBI's taxonomy places the organism in Eukaryota, Metazoa, Chordata, Aves, Passeriformes, Passeridae.
GGCGGGUGGGAGGCCGCCGAGGAGGCGGCGGCGGGGAGUCGCUGUGGCCGCAGGUGGUGGCAGCGCCCGCGGCAGCAGCAGCAGCAUCGUCAACACCAUCAGCACCAUCGCAGGGGCCUGGCAGCGGCUCGGCCCCCGCCCCGCCAGGAGGGCUGUCUGCGGCGGCGUCUCCGCGCAGGCUUUGCCGCGGUAGCGCCCCGGCAGCGGUCGCGCCGCGCCGGGCUGUAAGAUGGCGGCGGCGGCGGCCGGCGGGGGCGGCAGUGUGAACCCCUUCCUCAGCGACUCGGAGGAGGACGAGCCCGAGGAGCCCCGGCCCGGCGGCGGCAGCAGCAGCAGCACCGAGCCGGGCGGGCGGGCGUACCCGCAGCAGCAGCCGGAGCCGGCGGCGGGGAGCCCCGAGGAGCUGCCGGGUCUGCGAGCGGCGGCGCCGGGCGAUGCCGCCGCGGGGGCAGGGGAGCUGCCGCGGGUGCCGAUGGACGCGAUAGCGGCGCAGCUGCUGCGGGACCAGUUCCUGCUGACGGCGCUGGAGCUGCACACGGAGCUGCUGGAGAGCGGCCGGGAGCUGCCCCGGCUCCGCGAUUUCUUCUCCAACCCGGGCAACUUCGAGCGGCAGAGCGGCACGCCGCCCGCCGGCGGGGCCCUGGGCAGCCUGGGCAGCAGCAGCGGGCUCGGGGGAGCCGGCGGCAGGGAGCCCGGGGCCGGGCAGCUCAAUCGUGCUGGAAGCAUCAGUACUCUUGAUUCUUUAGAUUUUGCAAGAUACUCUGAUGAUGGCAAUAGAGAAACGGAUGAAAGAGUAGCAGUCCUGGAGUUUGAACUACGGAAAGCCAAGGAGACCAUACAGGCCCUUCGAGCCAACCUGACUCAGGCUGCAGAAAAUGAAGUUCCUUUGCAGGAACGAACAAAUUAUAAAUCAAGUCCUGAAAUUCAGGAGCCAAUUAGACCUCUUGAGAAAAGAGCUCUAAACUUCCUAGUUAAUGAAUUUUUAUUGAAGAAUAGUUACAAACUUACAUCAAUAACAUUUUCAGAUGAAAAUCAUGAUCAGGAUUUUGAACUUUGGGAUGAUGUAGGAUUGAACAUUCCAAAGCCUCCUGACCUGUUACAACUCUACCGUGACUUUGGAAACCAUCAUGUUGCUGCAAGAGAUGUGGUGGAUGCAUCAGUUGGUGUGGAAGAUGAUGAGUUAGAGGCUGACACUCCUAUACUUGGGACCGUCCCUGUGUUUGAAACAGCACCACCGUCAAUAGAACAAUGUUUAAUAGUGCAAAAAUUAGAAGAUCAAAUUAGUGUGUUAAACAGUGAGAAAUGGUCUUUGAUGGAACAAAUCCAAAGACUUGAAAGUGAAAUAGAUCUUCUCAAGAAUGAAAACUUUUCUGUGUCAACUGUUUAUGGUGUAGCUCCCCAUCCUUCUUUAAAACAAGUGCCUCUCACAGUCUCAGAGGACAAUGGACGGUACUUGGAUAUCAAGAGCUCUGAGAAUGACAGUAAACAUGGCAACAUUGAGGAAACAAGCCUUGCUUUAUCAGCUGAAGUGGAUUCAAGGACUUCUAAAGAUGAUAUGCUAAAUUCUGUGCCCUCUAAAGAGACAGAGAAACUGUCCUCGUGUCCUCCAUCAUCUAGAGCUGCAGUCCACUUUGACAAACCUAAUAGGAAAUUGUCACCAGCUUUCCAUCAAGCACUACUGUCUUUCUGUCGGAUGUCAGCAGACAGCCGUUUGGGAUCAGAGGUAUCUCGGAUUGCAGACAGUGAGAAAAGCGUCAUGUUAAUGUUGGGACGCUGCCUGCCUCAUAUUGUUCCUAAUGUGCUGCUUGCGAAACGAGAGGAAUUGAUCCCACUCAUACUGUGUACAGCCUGCCUCCAUCCUGAACCAAAAGAGAGAGAUCAGCUUCUGCACAUACUGUUCAAUUUGAUCAAACGACCAGACGAUGAGCAAAGACAGAUGAUACUGACUGGGUGCGUGGCAUUUGCCCGACAUGUUGGACCAACACGUGUAGAAGCUGAACUUUUACCACAGUGUUGGGAGCAGAUCAACCACAAGUACCCAGAGCGACGGCUACUGGUAGCAGAAUCCUGCGGAGCUCUAGCACCUUACCUUCCAAAAGAAAUUCGUAGUUCAUUAGUACUUUCUAUGCUGCAACAAAUGCUAAUGGAAGAUAAGGCAGAUCUGGUACGAGAAGCUGUGAUCAAAAGCCUUGGCAUCAUUAUGGGCUAUAUUGAUGAUCCAGAUAAAUAUCAACAGGGUUUUGAACUGCUGCUUUCAGCUUUAGGAGACCCUUCAGAACGUGUGGUUAGUGCAACACAUCAGGUAUUUUUGCCUGCUUAUGCUGCCUGGACAACAGAACUGGGAAAUUUACAGUUCCAUCUUAUACCUACACUGCUUAAUAAAAUUGAAAAAUUGCUCAGGGAAGGAGAACAUGGCUUGGAUGAACAUAAGCUCCACAUGUAUUUGUCCGCCCUGCAGUCAUUGAUUCCUUCACUGUUUGCACUGGUGCUACAGAAUGCACCUUUUACAAGCAAGGCUAAACUUCAGGGAGAAGUACCACAAAUAGAAGUCACUAGGUUUCCCCGACCCGUGUCGCCUCUUCAGGACGUCGCCGUCAUCAUUGGAAGCCGCGAGCAGCUGGCGGUGCUGUUGCAGCUGUACGAUCAUCAGCUGGAACAUGAGGGCACCACAGGCUGGGAGACUCUGCUAUGGGUAGUCAAUCAGCUGCUACCACAGCUUAUAGAAAUAGUUGGCAAGAUCAAUGUAGCAUCAACUGCUUGUGUCCAUGAGUUCUCUAGAUUUUUCUGGAGACUUUGUAGGACAUUUGGGAAAAUUUUUACAAACACUAAGGUAAAACCACAGUUCCAGGAAAUCUUAAGACUGUCUGAGGAAAACAUAGAUUCCACAGCAGGCAAUGGAGUGCUAACAAAAGCCACAGUUCCCAUCUAUGCAACAGGAGUCCUUACAUGUUAUAUUCAGGAAGAAGACCGCAAGCUGUUAGUUGGAUUCCUGGAAGAUGUAAUGACCAUGCUUUCACUGUCCCAUGCUCCUCUUGAUAGCCUGAAAGCUUCCUUUGUGGAACUAGGUGCAAACCCAGCUUAUCAUGAACUGCUAUUAACUGUUUUGUGGUAUGGAGUUGUGCAUACUUCUGCUCUUGUUCGGUGUACAGCUGCUAGAAUGUUUGAGCUGGCUCUUCGAGGCAUGAGUGAAGCGUUAGUUGACAAGCGGGUUGCUCCGGCCCUUGUUACCUUGUCCAGUGAUCCUGAAUUUUCAGUAAGGAUUGCUACAAUCCCUGCUUUUGGGACCAUCAUGGAAACUGUUACUCAGAGAGAGCUUCUGGAGAGAGUAAAAAUGCAGCUGGCAUCUUUCCUGGAGGACCCUCAGUAUCAAGACCAACAUUCUUUACAUACAGAAAUCAUAAAAACAUUUGGAAGAGUUGGACCUAACGCUGAGCCCAGAUUUAGAGACGAAUUUGUUAUUCCACACUUGCACAAGUUAGCCUUGGUCAACAACCAGCAGUCUGUUGAUUCGAAGAGACUGGAUAUCGCUACCCACCUGUUUGAGUCCUACAGUGCUCUUUCCUGUUGUUUUAUUUCAGAGGAUUUAAUGGUCAAUCACUUUUUGCCAGGACUGAAGUGUUUACGAACUGACAUGGAACAUCUCUCUCCAGAGCAUGAGGUUAUUUUGAGCUCCAUGAUAAAAGAAUGUGAACAGAAAGUGGAGAACAAGACCGUCCAAGAACCGCAAGGCUCGAUGUCAAUUGCAGCGAGCCUGGUAAGUGAAGAUACAAAGACCAAGUUUUUGAACAAAAUGGGCCAGCUGACUACAUCAGGUGCAAUGUUGGCUAAUGUGUUCCAGAGGAAGAAGUAAGAUGAGAAAAGGAACUCCGAGCUAACACUAAGGUGGACCUCACAGAGACUGGUUCCUGUACUUGAAGUACUUGCCUUUUAAUUUCUUCUGUCUUAUGUUCUUGUAGUAUAAUUUUAUUCUAACCUCCAAAGAUAUUUGCACUGCUUUUGAAUAUCGCUGUGUAUCUGUUAAUUUUGGGUUAACUGUGGUUGAUACAAAACUGAAAUCAUAGUCUGUACCAAGUCCCUGUUCUGUGUUCUUGUCUUUCCAGCAUAUUUUUUUUAUAUAGUGGAAGGUUUUGGUUUUUUUUUAUUUUCUGACAGGAUAUCAGCAAAUAUCUGUAUUAUACAUGGAGCUAUUCUGACGGUACUUAAAAUAAUGUAAAUUUGAAGUCAUUGUCAUGAAGUAAUAAAAGUGGAGAUUACUUAUGUAUUUAAAUUAUGAGAGAGUAAUGCAGAUUUUUUAAUUAUGUUUCUAAAAAGAAGAGGAAGAGCCACCAGCAUUUGUCUGUGCUUCUAGGGUUGUUUUUGUAAGUAUUGUGCAUCUUGAAUCCAGAGGAAUUGCAGUAUCUAAUGUACGAGACUGCUUGCACUGCAUCAGUCUGCAGGGAAUGCUCAUGUUUCACAUGCUUUAUGCCGACAUUGUAAAUGCUGUACAAAGUCCUUCAGAUAAAAUUCUCACACCUAUGUGGUUUUUUGAGGGAUUGUUUUCUUUUGUAGGGGUUUUUGUUUUAUUUUAAAGCACUUUACAAGUCUACAGAUCCACAGGCACAUCCAUUAAGUAAAGGAAAAACAUGAUAAAUUAAUAAAUGUUUAUAAACGUGUAAGCUACUACACAGGGUCCCCAGUACAGUUCUGCAGGCAGGGGAAACCUUAUGCAGGAGAGAGACAGCUUUCGUCUUGCACUCAGUGUGCAGUUCUGUGGACUGUGGAAACUAAAGAUAUUUUGUUGUUUAGAUUGAAUUUCAGUUCAAAUUUAAUUUUGGAGUGUUUGAAAUAAUGCUGAGUUUGAUGUGCUGAGUUUCUUUAAAAUGUUAAGUAGACUGCCUACAUACUUUUUGAAAAUGACAUUACAGGGAGUAUAUUCAACUACCAAAUAUUUUUGUUAGUAAGGAAGCGUUAACAACUAAAUCCUUUUCUUCCUAUACAGCACUUUUUUUCCCCCUCUUUAUGUCAAUGUAAUCUGAAAGUAAACUCAAGUGCAUGCAUGAACUGGUAUGAGGUAACACAAUAUAAAAGCUCAGGCGUUCUCUGACACGGUACCAUUCAGCUGGAAGUACGGCCGUCUUUGAGGACUAGGAAAGCAAAAAAGAGCAAGGAAAUAAAGUGUUCCCCCUAGAAAGAGGAUAUAGAUGGAAUAACAGGUCGGGUAUCACCCUUAGAUGGAGAUAAUGGAGAUAACUUGAGGCUUCUGCCUGCUUCGUGUCUGUGCUGUUGGCUGUGCAUACGCUGUUCCUGCCACGGCUGUGUUGUGACAGGGCCUGCUGCUCACGUGCGCGCCGUCGGUCCCCUCGCGCUGCACUGAUGGAACAUUUCUCUGGAGGUCACAGACUGCUCCAUGCCUUCGUGUUGCUCGUUACCAUGAAAGUACGCUUUUAGCAGACUGACUGUGAAAUAGAGACAUUCCUGAGGAAUGGGAAGUGGUGACGUUCCUCUCUAUUGUUUCUGUUGUCAAUAAAAAGUUUUGUAUACCUGCCUUGUCUUGUUACUUCUCUCUUCUCUGAAAAAGAUAAUCACAUCAACAGAGCUGUUACAGGACACAUAUCUAAUGUACAGAAAUUGUUUAGCCUUAACUCUUUUUACG